AUAUGUUUGUUUUUUUUAAACUUUUUUGAUGUUAAAAACUGUUAACUUUCCUGUUUUGCUGCCUCGAAGCUGUCAUCAAAUGUAUUUGGAUAAACAACAUAAUUUUGCUGUUAUAGGAACAUUUUAUUGCCUCUAGGAAACAAGGUAACAGUUGCCAAGUAGGUCUCUACUGUCUAUUAUUAUCAAAGCUGCAAUAAGGAAGACAAAAAGAUCAAUAACUAUAAAGCUGUGCUUGGGUGGGCACAAAGGGGGUAUGUGUGUUUUAUUGUUCUUCUGAGCUGCUUUCAUUGUGACAGCCAGUAAGCUCAUAAAAUACCUUGGCUUUACCAUUAAUCGUGAACUCAUCAGAGGAGUUUCUACAUUACAUCUUUUUAACCUUUAUUUAAAAGAUUUAUUGGGAUACAACAAAGAAUUGCUAAGUUGUGAACACGUUGACAGUGCAGGAAAGACCCUGUUAUUUUCUGCUGACGUAGAUAUGGGUUAUAAUGUUUAGAGUAACACGGAUAAAGAUUGCCACAGUAUGAUAAAACUGCUUACAUGCUUUUACAGUGAAGAGUACAAAAGUUCAGAGCUGGAGGAAGAGAAUUUUCUCCCUCUGUACCACACGAAGUCUUUUGUGUAAGGAGGGACCUGCACACUUAUCAUGUGAUUCAAAUGCGUGCUUGAUGAUCCUUUAAAUAGCCUGCAGGCAAGUAAGAUUUCAAAUACAGAGAGGAUAGGAAACAAGCAACUUAUUUCACAAUUCAACCGAAACCUUAGAUUAUGUCAGUGAAAAAAAGUUGCCAUAUUUGAAGAGGAUAUUAAGACCACUUCUGUUUUUCUGCUAGUUACUGUAGUUAAUGUAUAACCAAAGCAAAUGCCAUUUGACCCAUGUUGGUGCUUGCUUGUGUUGUAAGCCAGCCCCAUACAGCUGUUUUUCCUAUGGUAGAGAUAAAAACCUAGGUUUUUCCUAGGUAAAAUGUAAAGUUGUCCGCCCAAAUAUCCCUAAGCAAUAAACAAGUAAAUGUGACUAAUUAUACACUUGAUUAGUUUUCAGCUGAACUAACACACUUAUCUUUUUUUACAGUUUGAAGGGGAAAAAAAGCCAAGAUGUGUUGCUCCGGCUUUCUCAAAAUUAUGAUGUUUAUCUUCAAUGGUGGCAUCUUUUUGGCAGGUGCAGCCAUCCUGGGUGUGGGAGUGUGGGUGAAGGUGGACAGUGGUUCUUUACUGGCUAUACUGGACAAUGCGGACGACGCACCGUCUGGGAUAUCCCAGCUGGUCAACGUUAGCUACCUGCUCAUGGCAGUGGGUGCUGUGCUGCUAGUUAUUGGCUUCCUGGGCUGCUGCGGAGCGGUCAGGGAGAGCAGGUGUAUGCUGCUUACGUUCUUCAGUAUUGUGCUGAUUAUCUUCAUCAUUGAGGUUGCAGGAGCUGUGGUGCUGCUUGUCUUCCAGGGUUUGGCUGAUCAGCUUCUCCUGGGUCUGGAGGAUGAAGUUUUAUCAAGCAUUGAAAAAGAUUACGGACGCAUUGAUAGUCUGACCUCUCUCUGGAACGCCACCAUGGAGGAGUUUAAGUGCUGUGGAUUCAAGAACUACACAGACUUUGACGGCUCCCCUUUUUACACUGAGCAUGGAGGAAAUGUUUAUCCACCCACAUGUUGCAAUGCAACCCUCAGCAUGGGUAUAUGUGAUAAAAACAAUGCCCAUUUUUCGAUGGUUAAUGGCUGCUUUGACAAGCUGCUGCAGCUGAUAGAGGACAACGCUGUGAUCAUUGCAGCCGUGGCUCUAGCCAUUGCUGCUCUUGAGGUACAGAAAACAGCCCAGGUUAUCGACAUCAGUCUUGAAGAGUUGUGUGUUCUUUUGCCACAAUUACUUUGAUGGAAAGGAGUAUGAGUGAAAUAUUUUAGAACUGUCACUUGGUUUACUAUAUCUCUAAUAUUGUCUUCAAAUCUCGGCCAAUUUCCUUACCUCCAUAUAUUCAUAUGCUCAUUAAUGACACUAGUUAUAUUUCACAAUUGCAUUUCAUUCCAAUAAAACAGGCAAUACAUAACAACUGUCCACAAAGGCAAUAUCAUAACUGUAGCACACUACUCCCAUCAUUGUGCUAACGUGUCACAGUAUUUAUCUGUGGACACACAUGUAAGUUAAGGCUUGUGUUGUAUUUUGGAAAACAAAUUUCUUUUGGAGUUUUUAUGGAGCAAAAUAUUUUAAAAAUUUCGAGUUUUUUGCAUGAUAUACGAGGUUGAGGCUUCUAAGGAUUGCUGAUCUUGAUUUUUGCCACACCAGUGACUCUUCACCAGCUUCACCAGACACAAACUCAGAUUCUCCUCUUCAUCAUUUUCUGGUUCUUUGUCCGUGAAGUUGACUUAUAUAUAUAUAUAUAUAUAAGUUUAAGGGGGGGGGUUCCAAUUAUUUUUUUCAACUCUUUUUUGAUUUGGGAAAGCACAAAUAGAUACCCAAGUCCGUAAAGUCACUUGAAUCAAUAUUCCAUCCUGUUUCCACAAAGAACAGAAGAAUGUGAUUAAAGAAGGUAGGAUUUUACUGUACUAUUUAAUGAUUCUUAAACUAAGGCUGUUAAAAGCCUUUUUUUUUUUUUUAAAUGUACCUAAUAAACAUGAAAACAGUUCAGUUGUGAUGAUAUGUGACCGAAAUGUAUAAUUCUACAGAAUAUAUUCCACAGAAAUGUAUCAAUUUGUGCGAUCUACAACCUAUAUCUCACCUCCAUUACACUGUGUUUAGAUGAAAUGUUGACUGAACUGUUAUCUUUACAGAUUGCUGCCAUGGUGGUUUCCAUGGUUCUCUACAAGGAGAUUGGCAACAAGGUGUGAUGUUUCCUGCUUGCGAUGAGAUGAAAACAUUGUAAUUGGUGGAGAAAUUUUACUUGUAAGCAGUUUUUUUUGUAUAAAGUUUGUUUGGUUUUUUUUGUUUUCUUUUUUAUUCAAAACAGACAGAUAACCUAAAGCAUGCAUGCAUUUUUGGCAUGUAGAUCAUUAAAACCAAAGAUGGAGAGGUAGUCGGUUGAGCUACUGUGUACUUGGUUUUAAAACUGUAUCUGAACACGUUUAUACUGUGAUUUAUUUAUGCUUUAAGAGGGGCUGUUGUCAGCUGACAGUGAAUGUGCUGAUACAAACGGCCAGUAACAUGUAAUGAUGCACAGUGCAGAGAAGGAUCUGCAUAAGUUUUGUCAGUUGUGUCCGUCUCAUGCAUUCACUGCAAUAAUAUAACUAUAUUUUUGUAUGUUUGAUCAUAUAUA
Molecule: messenger RNA, 3229 nt
Organism: Xiphias gladius (swordfish)
Lineage: Eukaryota; Metazoa; Chordata; Actinopteri; Istiophoriformes; Xiphiidae
Product: tetraspanin-1-like
Exons: 6
Coding region: 1090-1854 (254 amino acids)
Cellular component (GO): membrane
Source: RefSeq, a predicted model, not a curated record